Molecule: messenger RNA, 8303 nt
Organism: Tribolium madens (black flour beetle)
Lineage: Eukaryota; Metazoa; Arthropoda; Insecta; Coleoptera; Tenebrionidae
Gene: N
Product: neurogenic locus Notch protein
Exons: 13
Coding region: 279-7643 (2454 amino acids)
Biological process (GO): establishment or maintenance of epithelial cell apical/basal polarity; multicellular organism development; Notch signaling pathway
Cellular component (GO): plasma membrane; protein-containing complex
Molecular function (GO): protein binding; calcium ion binding
Source: RefSeq, a predicted model, not a curated record
AUUGAUUUGACUAGUUUUGAGGUGAAUUUCGCGAGAUAAAUCGGCGUAGGAAUACAAGAAUCAUCCGGUGGCCAUCUUGGCGCGUCUCAAACAAAGCCCCCUCUCAGCAGAACGGAGUGUGCUGUGGUCGGUCGUGUAUUGUGCGUAUUUUCAUCGCUGAAAAACCGCAAAUUUUCAAUGAAAAACACUGAAAAAGUGACCGAAAUCACGCGAAGAAUGUGUCUCACGUAGUGGUGCGUGUGUGUAGUGGAGUGACCCAUGUGGGAAUUUACACGAAAAUGUGGAUUACCAACUGGAAGGAUUACGAUUUACGGAUUAUUGUGUUCUCCUUUAUAUUCCUGGGCGUCGUGCAUGUAGCAACAGCUUUCGUUUCCUGUUCCCCUAGUCCAUGCAAAAACGGAGGGACGUGUGUAUCGUCACUGAAAGGCGAUUCCUAUUGCAAUUGUACAUCGAAAUACGUGGGCGAAUACUGCCAACAUCUCAACCCUUGUCAUACCGGUCCAGGUCCACGAUGCCAAAACGGCGGUUCGUGUACAGUGCGAAUUUCCGCCGGUGGUUCACCGAGUUUUACAUGUGCUUGUCCAUUGGGAUUUAGUGCUUCGUUAUGUGAAAUACCAAUUGCAAAUUCGUGCGAUAAAAAACCAUGUUUGAAUGGGGGUACUUGUUCGCUCAGAUCCUUGAAAGCCUAUCAGUGCUCCUGUGCCCCAGGAUAUACAGGAAAACACUGCGAGAAGGAAGACCAUUGCGCCUCGCAGCCUUGCAGGAACGGCGCCAAAUGCACAUCAGUGGGCGAUUCGUUCGAAUGCACGUGCGCUCCGGGAUUCACCGGUCCUGCAUGCAAGGACGACAAGGACGAAUGCCGUCAUAAGCCGUGCGUUCAUGGCAAAUGUCAUAAUACGCACGGUAGUUAUACGUGUACCUGUGACGAAGGCUAUACGGGACAAAACUGCGAAAGCGAGUACAUACCAUGUGACCCCAGUCCGUGCCUGAACGGCGGACAAUGUCGCCAACGUGACAAACAUACAUAUACCUGUGAUUGUCCUACAGGUUUUCGCGGUACCAACUGCGAAGAGAACAUUGAUGAUUGUCCUGGUCAUCAAUGUCGAAACGGUGCCACGUGUAUCGAUGGUAUCAAUUCAUACACGUGCCAAUGUCCGGCGACAUACACGGGCCGUUUUUGCACACAAGACGUCGAUGAGUGUUCUUUGAGACCAUCAGUGUGCCAAAACGGUGCCACGUGUACGAAUAGUAUUGGUGGUUUUUCGUGUAUUUGUGUCAAUGGAUGGACUGGUCCUGAUUGUUCUGUCAAUAUCGAUGAUUGUGCAGGAGCGGCAUGUUUCAAUGGUGCCACUUGUAUUGACAGAGUUGGGAGUUUUUAUUGUAGGUGUACGCCGGGGAAAACUGGUUUGUUGUGUCAUCUGGAUGAUGCAUGUACAAGUAAUCCGUGUCAUGCUGAUGCGAUUUGUGAUACAAGUCCGAUAAAUGGGUCGUAUACUUGUAGUUGUGCCUCGGGAUAUAAGGGAAUCGAUUGUUCCGAGGAUAUAGACGAGUGCGAACAAGGUUCACCAUGCGAACACGACGGAAUUUGCGUCAACACCCCCGGCAGUUUCGCAUGCAAUUGCACGCGAGGCUUCACUGGACCCCGUUGCGAGACUAACGUAAACGAAUGCGAAUCGCAUCCAUGUCACAAUGAUGGCUCCUGUUUGGAUGAUCCUGGAACGUUUCGAUGCGUUUGUAUGCCAGGUUUUACGGGCACACAAUGCGAGAUCGACAUCGAUGAAUGCAAAGAUCAGCCUUGCCUCAAUGGUGGCGUCUGUCACGAUCUCAUCAAUUCGUUUAAAUGCAGUUGUGCGAUCGGUUUCACCGGUUCACGUUGUCAAAUCAAUAUCGAUGAUUGUGUUUCAUCGCCAUGUCGUAAUGGUGGUACUUGUCAUGAUUCAAUUGCCGGUUAUACAUGUGAAUGUCCACCCGGUUUCACCGGUUUAUCAUGCGAGACAAAUAUUAAUGAUUGUCAAUCGUCACCAUGUCAACACGGUGAAUGUCUCGAUGGUGAAAACUCGUUUAGUUGUACUUGUCAUCCCGGUUAUACCGGUUAUUUGUGUCAAUAUCAAAUCAAUGAAUGUGAAUCGAAUCCGUGUCAAUAUGGUGGUUUAUGUCAAGAUUUGGUUAAUGGUUAUCAAUGUUUGUGUAAAGCGGGAACAUCAGGACCGAAUUGUGAAAUCAAUGUUAAUGAAUGUUACAGUAAUCCGUGUAGGAAUAAUGCAAGAUGUGUGGAUGGAAUCAAUAGUUAUAACUGCGAGUGUAUUCCGGGAUUCACCGGCAAACAUUGCGAGAAUGACAUUGAUGAAUGUGCAUCAAAUCCAUGCGCGAAUGGGGGCGUCUGUAUUGACAUGAUCAACGGUUUUCGAUGCGAAUGCCCUCGAGGCUAUUACGAUGCACGUUGUCUUAGUGAUGUUGAUGAAUGCAAUUCGAACCCUUGUAAACAUGGGGGUAGUUGCGAAGAUGGCGUCAAUCAAUUCAUCUGUCAUUGUCUCCCCGGUUACAGUGGUAAACAAUGCGAAAUCAAUAUUGAUGAAUGUGCUUCGAAUCCUUGUCAACACGGUGGCAUUUGUCACGAUCAUCUCGCCUCCUAUACAUGUGAAUGUCUACCCGGUUACACCGGAAUCAACUGUGAAACGAAUAUCGAUGAUUGUGCAAUAAAUCCAUGCAAAAAUCGUGGUACUUGUAUCGAUCAAGUCAAUGAUUAUAAAUGUGUUUGUGAAUUGCCAUUUACUGGAAGAAAAUGUGAGGAUAAGUUGGAUCCAUGUACACCGAAUCGAUGUAGACAUAAUGCGAAAUGUACACCAAGUUCGAAUUAUAAGGAUUUUGCAUGUACGUGUAGUGGGGGCUAUACGGGAAGGUUCUGUGAUCAAGAUGUCGAUGAAUGUGUGGUGUCAAAACCGUGCAGAAAUGGGGCCACGUGUAAGAAUACCAAUGGGUCGUAUCAUUGUAUCUGUGCUCUGGGAUAUGAAGGAAAAGACUGUAGUAUCAAUACGGAUGACUGUGCUUCACAUCCGUGUCAGAAUGGGGCAACAUGUCUUGACGAUAUUGGGGACUACACCUGUCUUUGUGUCAACGGUUUUGAAGGUAAACAAUGCGACAUCGAUAUCGACGAAUGCCUCUCGAAUCCGUGUCAAAACGGUGCAACUUGUAAUCAAUACGUCGAUUCAUAUACUUGUACAUGUCCAUUGGGUUUUUCUGGGAUAAAUUGUCAAACAAAUGAUGAAGAUUGUACCGAAACAAGUUGUAUGAAUGGUGGUACAUGUAUUGAUGGUAUAAAUUCGUACACAUGUACCUGUAAACCAGGUUAUACUGGUUCAAAUUGUCAAAAUCGUAUCAAUUUAUGUGAUAGUUCACCGUGUUUAAAUGGGGCUACAUGUCAAGAUCAUACAACACACUAUACGUGUCAUUGUCCAUAUGGAUACACGGGGAAAGAUUGUGGAGAGUAUGUUGAUUGGUGUUCGACGAAUCCUUGUGAAAAUCAAGCGACUUGUGUACAAAACAAAAACCAAUAUCAAUGUAUUUGUGGUGUUGGAUGGACUGGUAAAGUAUGCGAUGUUGAAAUGGUCAGUUGUAAAGAUGCAGCUUUACGUAAAGUUGUACCAUUGAAGAAAUUGUGUAAUAAUGGUACAUGUGAAGAUAUAGGAAAUUCACAUCGUUGUCAUUGUUCAGAUGGCUAUACUGGAUCAUAUUGUCAAAAAGAAAUCAACGAAUGUGAUUCAGCACCGUGUCAAAAUGGUGCAACUUGUCUCGAUUUGAUUGGCUCCUAUUCGUGUAAAUGUCCAAAAGGUUUUCAAGGUCAAAAUUGUGAAUUAAAUGUCGAUGAUUGUAAACCAAAUCCAUGUCAAAAUGGUGGUACAUGUCAUGAUUUAGUUAAUAGUUUUUCAUGUAGUUGUCCAUCGGGUACACUUGGUUACAUUUGUGAGAUUAAUGUUGAUGAUUGUCGUCCAGGGGCGUGUCAUAAUAAUGGUUCUUGUAUUGAUAAAGUUGGUGGUUUUGAAUGUAAAUGUCCUCCAGGUUUUGUUGGUCCACGAUGUGAAGGUGAUAUCAAUGAAUGUCUUUCAAAUCCUUGUUCGAAUGCUGGUACUCUAGAUUGUGUUCAAUUAGUUAAUGAUUAUCAUUGUAAUUGUAAAUUGGGUUUUAUGGGACGACAUUGUGAAAGUAAAGUUAAUUUCUGUGCAACUUCACCGUGUCAAAAUGGUGGUGUUUGUACAACGAUUCAUGCCGGUCAUAAAUGUACAUGUCCUGAAGGUUUCUAUGGGAAAAAUUGCGAAUUUAGUGGUUAUGAUUGUGAUUCGAAUCCAUGUCAAAAUGGUGGUGUUUGUCGUAUCUCAGAUGGCGGUGGUUACAUCUGUGAUUGUCCAAUUGGUACAAAUGGUACCAACUGUGAAAUUGAUACAAACAAUGAAUGUGAUAGUAAUCCAUGUAAACAUAUUGAUGCUAUAUGUCAGGAUAAACUAGGUGAUUAUGCUUGUUAUUGUCCACCGAAACAUACCGGCAAAAAUUGUGAAAUUUACGAUCGGGCUUUCCCCGGUGGUCUAGGACGUGCAGUCAUACCAACACUUGAUGUUACAAGUUACUAUGCUAAAGAUUUAGAAAAACAACGACAACAAUGUAAUCAAAAUAAAUGUCCAGUGAAACGUGGUAAUGGACGUUGUGAUGAAGAAUGUAACACUUAUGCGUGUGAAUUUGAUGGGAAUGAUUGUUCAUUAGGGAUUAAUCCUUGGGCGAAUUGUACAGCGUCGACUAGAUGUUGGGAAGUUUUCAUGGAUGGGAUUUGUAAUGAAGAUUGUAAUAAUCCCGAGUGUCUUUUCGAUGGACGUGAUUGUGAAAAAUCACUACAACCAUGUAAUCCCAUUUACGACGCCUACUGUCAGAAACACUACGCAAAUGGAUUGUGUGAUUAUGGGUGUAAUAAUGCGGAAUGUAAUUGGGAUGGGUUAGAUUGUGAGAAGGCACCACCUGAAUUAGCCGAAGGUGUUAUUUCGAUGAUUAUUCUCAUGGAUAUGCAAGGUUUUCGGAAGAAUUUAGUCGCAUUUUUACGUGAUACGAGCCACCAAUUACGUACAAAUGUACGAGUGAAAAAAGAUCAAGAAGGUCGCGAUAUGAUUUACCCGUGGAUGGGUUCAGAACCCAGCAAUUUUGACAGUUACUAUACCAGAAAACAUCAUGUAAAAUACACUGAACAAACACAAAGUGGUGUCAUAGUCUACUUGGAGAUUGAUAACCGAAAAUGUACGACAAUAUCCGAUAGUAGUGAGAGUUGUUUUCAAACUGCAAGUGCCGCAGCUGAAUUUCUCGCUGCUAAAGCCUCUAAACACACUCUUAGUCAAUCAUUUCCCAUUUAUCAAGUUAACGGUUCUAGUGGAAUAAUUGACGAUCUAGACACGCCCACUAAUGCAAAAUAUGUCGUCCUUGGAUUUAUAAUAGUGUUUGCAUUUAGUGCCGCAAUUGCAGUGAUUGUAACAACGCAACGUAAACGUGCUAGUGGUAUCACAUGGUUUCCAGAAGGUUGGUCAUUGGCUAAUAGUGGACCACGUAGGCGGAGUCGUCGACGUGGUCCUGAAGGACAAGAAUUACGUAAUAUGGGUAAACAUCCAUCGGUACCACUUGAAAUUGAUAAUCAUGGACAAGGUCAUGUACCACAAUGGUCAGAUGAUGAUUCCGAUAUGCCACAACCGAAACGUUUUCGUGGUCUUGAAACGGGUUAUGCAAGUGAUCAUACUGGUAUUACGGAUUAUGAAGAGGCGGAGCCAAGGGUGUGGUCACAACAACAUUUAGAAGCAGCUGAUGUUAAACCAAUUUCGAUGUUAACACCACCACAAGGUGAUGUGAGUGAUGUUAAUGCACGUGGACCAUGUGGUAUGACACCCAUUAUGGUAGCAUCGACACGUGGUGGUGGUAUGGAUACCGGUGAAGAUGAUGAAGAUGAUUCAGCAGGGGCGGUGAUUCAGGAUUUAGUAGCACAAGGGGCGGAGUUAAAUGCAACAAUGGAUAAAACUGGUGAAACAUCACUUCAUUUAGCUGCAAGAUAUGCACGUGCUGAUGCUGCAAAACGCCUACUUGAUGCUGGUGCUGAUGCUAAUGCACAAGAUAAUACAGGACGAACGCCACUGCAUGCAGCAGUGGCGGCGGAUGCAUUAGGAGUUUUCCAGAUUUUAUUACGUAAUCGUGCAACUAAUCUCAAUGCUAGGAUGCAUGAAGGGACAACACCUUUAAUACUAGCAGCAAGGCUAGCAAUUGAAGGAAUGGUUCAAGAUUUAAUUAGUGCUGAAGCUGAUAUUAAUGCAGCUGAUAAUUCAGGAAAAACAGCACUUCAUUGGGCCGCUGCUGUAAACAAUGUCGAAGCGGUGAAUGUACUAUUAGCACAUGGAGCCAAUCGUGAUGCACAAGAUGAUAAGGACGAAACACCAUUGUUUCUUGCAGCGAGAGAAGGAUCAUAUCAAGCUUGUAAAGCACUACUCGAAGCUUAUGCUAAUAGGGAAAUCACCGAUCAUAUGGAUAGAUUACCACGAGAUGUCGCUAGUGAACGUUUACAUCAUGAUAUAGUACGACUUUUGGAUGAACAUGUACCAAGAAGUCCACAAAUGGUCAAUGUGAUUCCCAAUAGUUCGAUGAUGACGUCACCUAGUGGUCAAUUACAGUUACAACAACCGACUGUUAUUGUACCAAAACGUCAAAAAUCAAAACGGCCGAGUAAAAAUAAUAACACAUCGUUAGAUCCGACAAGUCCCGAAAUGGAAACGAUCAAUACUGGAAGUAUUCGACGUAAAGCAAGUGUGAAAAAAUCAAAGAAACCAACACAACAACAACAACAGCAACAACAACAACAAGAAAUUCCCCAAAGUGUUGAUUCGAUAACUUCAACUUUAAGUCCUGUUGAAUCACCAAUGACAAAUUUGCCCAGUCCUUAUGACACUGCAUCAAUUUACUCAAAUAUGGGUUUAACACCUCAAGGACUUGAAUCUUUAAUCAAUAAACAACCACCGAGUUAUGAAGAUGUUGUCAAGAAUAAUUUACACGGUCUAGUAGGCUUGGAAAACUAUUCAUUUAAUUUGGGUAAUUUCCAUUUCCAACAUCAAUUGCAACAAGCCAAUACUUUAAGCCCGCCCUAUUCGAAUCAAUCUCCGCCUCAUUCCGUGCAAUCAAAUAUGUCGUUAUCGCCUCAAGGUUAUAACGGUUCCCCUUCUCCGGCAAAGACACGCCCCUCGCUUCCCACAAGCCCCACCCAUAUAGCAGCAAUGCGUGCCGCUACCCAACAGAAACAUGGGGGCGUGCCACAAGCACAGAAUUUGCAAAUGGGCUUUGAUUUCAGUCAAACGGGAUUGGAGAUGCCGAUGGCAUCGUAUCCCGGAUUGGUUAAUGGAAAUUUACAAUUUCAACAGCAACAACAACAACAGAAUUAUUAUUUGACUCCGCCCUCGCAACAUUCCGAUCUCUUACCGGAUAAUUUUCCAACGCCGAGUCCGGAAAGUCCGGGUCAUUGGUCGUCGAGUUCGCCCCGGAGUUGUAAUUCGGAUUGGUCGGAGAAUGUAGCCAGUCCGAAUACUACAUAUGGGGCUGGACAUCAGACUAAUAAAGGCUCGGAUGCGAUUUAUAUUUGAGAGAGAUGAAUUAUUAUGCCAAAAUUUACUAAAUACGUGCCUUGAAUGGUUGUUAUUGUAAGAUUUUUAUAACAAUGUACAUAUCUUUAUUUUUAUUAUUAUUAUUAAUUAUUAUUCGUAAAAAAGAGACACAACUUAAGCUCCAAUCACAUGACAUUCGAUUAUUUAGGAUUUUUUAUUUUAGUAAUUCUCAUUUAGUUAGCGUGUCUGUGAUUCAGAUAUUAGAGAGAGAGAAAAAAAUAAAGGUUCGCUCGCUCGCUCAAAGAGGGCGUACGUAUCGUAAUUUUUGACAAUUUUAUAAGACAAUAUAUUUUAGAAUUGUUAAUAUUUUUGAUAAAGAUAUUUAGGUAAUUUUUUAAACCAGUUUUUAAGUACAUUCCGUUGUUGGGAUCAAGUUUUAAGCGUCUUUCAAUAGUUGUUUUAAAAAAAAGCCACAAAUUUCUGUAUAUUUAAACCAGUUGGUAAGUUUUUAUUUAUAUAAUUACUUCAUUUUUUUAUUUUUUUUUAAAUAAAGCCUUGUAAAAAGUACUGAUUAGGUCACUAAUGAUGGAUUUAUUUUAAGGUUCUCUUUUUUUUUAGUUGAAACAUAUUGUACUAGUUGUUAAGUAAACGCAAAAAUUGCUUUUGUACUAUAUACAUAAUAAAUUCAUUUUUAUAAAA